UACAAUUUGCAACGCUGUAAUAUUGAUGAAGUUACUGGAGGCUGCAAUUUUACUGUCAACUCCUGUCAAAGCAGGCGACAAUGCUUUGGCAUUGAAAUGUAAUCUGAACUAUGCAAUUAACCAAGUAGUGGAAUUAAGCAAAGCACGUAGGGUGGAAUAGUUCAGCACGAAAAGAAAAAAAAUCAAAAUGUAACUUAACCUUACAUGGUACAAAACAUGAUUACACCGUUCGAUGAUUUUGUUUACUUAAUAAAUAAUGUCCUGCUUGGCGAGGAGCCGACGUUCGAAGAUUUCAUCUUAUUGCUUGGCACAAUCGUGGCAUUUGUUGCUUUCGUGCUUUGGUGUUGCUUCCCUGUCGUGCCAAAAGAGCCCCAGACACCAAUGCACUAUGAUGGCAAGGACUAUCAGCUCAAGCAUAGCAGACGCAAGGUUGAUUACUGCAAUACCUGAGUUGUAUUACGGAAACGUUUACUUUCCGAGAUGGAUCAAAAAGGCAUGUGGUUAAUAUUCAUUCAUAAUUUAAGAAUUAUCGCAAAUACCAUUCUCUUAAGUUUCCAAAAAGAAAAGCAUAUAAAUUCUGUGAUUUUUUAAGUUAGUCUGCAUGUACUUUAAUUUGCUUCAAAUGUGAUCAGGUAUUCAACGAUGAUUUACUCAAUGCAAUUUAGGAGUGUACAUGUGUGUUUUAUUGUGAUUGUAAGUCAGUUUUUUGUAAUUUUUAACCCAGAAAAUGCAGAAUGUAUUAUAAAAUAUAUUUUUGUAAGUAAAUCUAAUCAAUAUUUAAGUCUUUAGAAAGAAUAUUUUCAAAUGGAGACAAAUAUGAUUCAACAUUUAUCCACGUAUAAAUCUUCAAAAUCGUUUUAAACAAUUUCAUAGUUAUUUAAAGUAAAGCAUUUUAUACA
Messenger RNA from Nicrophorus vespilloides, 899 nucleotides. RefSeq lists its product as uncharacterized. The record is from RefSeq and is a predicted model, not a curated record. Bases 205 to 450 code for a protein of 81 amino acids. The transcript has 2 exons. Lineage: Eukaryota; Metazoa; Arthropoda; Insecta; Coleoptera; Silphidae.